AUGAAAGCCUUAAACCUAACUCGUGCUAUUCAUCCCGGAGAAAUCCUCAAAGCAGAAUUAUUAACUCCGCGAGGCAUUAGUCAAGCCGAAUUAGCCCGUAGUAUUAAUGUUUCGGUACGCCGAGUUAAUGAUAUUUGCCAAGGUAAACGAAGUAUCACUCCCGACACUGCUUUGCGUUUAGCCCUCUAUUUUAAUUUAGGCAGUCAAGGACCAGUCAAGAAAAAGAAAUUAGAAAACAGGUUCAUUCUUUACCUCGUUCCCGAGGAAAUCCGCUUAGAA
Molecule: messenger RNA, 279 nt
Organism: Ambispora leptoticha
Lineage: Eukaryota; Fungi; Glomeromycota; Glomeromycetes; Archaeosporales; Ambisporaceae
Source: the annotation of a GenBank genome assembly